This is a messenger RNA of Protopterus annectens (West African lungfish), 3022 nucleotides long. RefSeq names its product CAP-Gly domain containing linker protein 3 (gene CLIP3). Gene Ontology annotation, biological process: cytoplasmic microtubule organization. The transcript has 14 exons. The coding region runs from base 162 to 1766 and encodes 534 amino acids. Gene Ontology annotation, cellular component: microtubule plus-end; nucleus; cytoplasm. The record is from RefSeq and is a predicted model, not a curated record. Gene Ontology annotation, molecular function: microtubule plus-end binding. Lineage: Eukaryota; Metazoa; Chordata; Ceratodontiformes; Protopteridae.
GCUUACUGUCUGAAAAAAAGCAGUGACGCAAACAGUGACGACAGAACAAUAUCGCUGCUGCCUUCCAAAUACUCAGGCAAGUCAGUUUCUAUCAAGUCGCAGCAAGCCGAGCAAGAAGGAAAGACAACAUAGGAUCACAGCUUUAGGAGUCACGCUAAGAAAUGACAAAGGAGGAUUCAGCAGAUGUAGCCUCUGAUGAGGAGCAUCAGUCUGCCGAGUUCCAAAGCCCAGUGCCAGAACGAAGAAAGAGACCUAUUGUGCAUCCAUCAGCAAAUGCUCCCCUUCCAAAGGAUUAUGCAUAUACAUUCUUUGACCCCAAUGACCCUGCCUGCCAGGAAAUUCUGUUUGACCCAAGGACUACAGUUCCAGAACUUUUCGCCAUUAUAAGACAGUGGGUACCACAAGUGCAACAUAAGAUUGACAUAAUUGGAAAUGAGAUCCUGAAGCGAGGCUGCCACGUCAGUGAUCGGGAUGGGCUGACAGACAUGACCCUGCUGCACUAUGCCUGCAAGGCUGGAGCCCAUGGUGUGGGUGAUCCAGCUGCUGCAGUCCAUCUAACAACCCAGCUGUUGAACCUUGAUGCUGACGUCACACUUCGCAGUCAUUGGACAAACAUGAACGCACUUCAUUAUGCUGCCUACUUUGAUGUCCCAGAGCUCAUUAGAAUCUUACUGAAAGCUUCUAAACCAAAAGUUUUGAACUCGACUUGCAGUGAUUUUAAUCAUGGUACAGCUCUUCACAUUGCAGCAUCAAAUCUGUGUCUUGGAGCAGUGAAGUGUCUUUUGGAGCAUGGAGCCAACCCCACAGUCAGGAAUAGUAAAGGCCAGGUCCCAGCAGAUGUGGUGCCUGAUCCCAUGGAUAUGACAUUGGACAAAGCUGAGGCAGCAAUGGUCGCUAAAGAACUGAAGCAGCUUUUGUUGGAUGCAGUUCCUCUGAGCUGCAAUCUGCCAAAAGUCACACUACCAAACUAUGACAAUGUUCCUGGAAACCUCAUGCUGACCUCCCUGGGUCUGCGACUUGGAGACCGAGUGCUUGUGGAUGGACAAAAGGUGGGUACUCUUCGAUUCUGUGGAACAACAGAAUUUGCAAGUGGACAGUGGAUUGGUGUGGAACUGGAUGAACCUGAAGGAAAGAAUGAUGGAAGUGUUGGAGGCAUCCAGUACUUUGUUUGUCCUUCAAAGCAUGGAAUAUUUGCCCCUGUGUCAAAAAUUAGCAAGCAUACAGAUCAGACUCCAUCUUCUGUAACAUCAACACCUAAAACUCCUCGGAUGGACUUUUCUCGGGUCACAGGAAAAGGCAAGAAAGACAAGAAGGAACUGAGAAAGAAGUCUUUGUCAGUUGGUAGCCUGGAUCGUGAAGGGGUGAAGAUUGAGACAGGAGAUCAAGUGCUUGUAGCUGGACAGAAAAAGGGCAUUGUACGGUUCUAUGGGAAAACAGACUUUGCACCUGGUUACUGGUUUGGCAUUGAGCUGGAUAAUCCAACAGGAAAGCAUGAUGGUUCAGUGUUUGGUGUACGAUACUUUUUCUGCCAUCCCAAACAUGGAGUCUUUGCACCUCCCUCCAGGGUUCAAAGAAUUGGCGGACCAAAAGAUUCCCAGAAUGACUGUACCUUAGCAAAGAAGAUUCAUCAGGUUACUGUGAAUCAGCCAAAACGUAACUUUGCAGCAAUGAGGAACCCAAAAGAUAUUGCAUCAGAAAACUCAAUAUCCAGAUUACUGUUCUGUUGCUGGUUUCCAUGGAUGCUUCGUGCAGAAAUGCAGUCUUAAAAAUGUCUCCUGAUCCUUCUCUUCCACUCAGACCUGUUUCUUCUCUGGUUUCAGAAAUGGACUGCGGACUGCUAAGAAAUUAAUUUCAGUUCCCAUCUUUGUCCCUGUUGCUGUUCUAGUGAACCCAGUGCCUUGUACCUUUUUAAUGUUAUGUAGUUCCUUGAAGUUCUUGAGGAAUCACCAUUCACUGCAUUGUUUAUUUAAAACCGACACCUUAACUGCACAGCCCUUCAAGUGGAGAGGUCUCUUAUUGUGACUAAAUUGUUGUUUCUGUUAUCUGCAGCUCAUAUAUUGCUCUCUCUCUCUUCACUGACGUGUGAUGGUGUCUCUUAACAUGUGGAGUAAAGUAGUAAAAUGUAAGACAUGUAGCACACAUUCUCAAAGAUGCGAAGAGACAGAGGAAAACUCAGCAGAUGGAAAACUGGUAUAUUGAUGCAGCACAGAGAGCCUUGUUUGGUGGAACUUUUUCUACUUCAGUAUCUGAAAUUAUAAGGCAUUGUCUCAAUACAGACAUCUGGAAGAUUGGGGGCAGUGUCUUCUUAACUGUUGAGGGCACUCUGAAAUUGCACCUGUACCUGCUGGUUCAGCAAAUACUAAUGUGGUCAUUAGUUAACAAGAGACAGUUUUUCUUUUCAACCUUCCUGUGUCACUUGCCUUCGUUUAUUGUUAUCAGUAUAUCUAAAGCAUUCCCACCUCUGCAACACUGGCUAUGGCUUUCUAAAGUUCUCUAACAUUCUUCUUACUCUUUGAAUUUUUAAAUAAUUUCAACAAGUACAGCAUUCUCAUAUAUGUAUUACACGAAUGUUCUACAUGUACGAUUAUUCUGCCACAAGUCACAGUCAAAGCAGCGGUUGAAUUUUUUUUUGAAGGUGGCUAUCAUAUUUAAUAUACUAACCCUAACCCUGUUCCAUUUUCAUGGAAAAGGAAGAUAGAAAUCCCCAGUUGUUUAGUUUACAUAUAUUAAUGUUUUUGUGUAUUUUACCAUUCCAUGCCCUGCUCUACACUGGGUUGAUACAACUGUGCUACUUUGGGGCAAGGUUAGGAUAUACAGAAUAUUUGAUGCCAUUUGCGUCUUGUGCAUGCAGUUGUUCAUUUUGUUUUCCAUUCUGAGGAAAAUGUUGGCAUAGUGGACCAAAGUAUUCUCUUUUUGUUGCUUGGUAUUUUGGCUUCUUAAUACACAACAGUAAAAACACUGGAGCCCACCCACCUGCUUGUUUCUUCUCCGUGAUUAUGCAGAGUUUUGUUUUAGCACUACA